AUGUCGAAAGCGAGGAAUGGGCCGGGCACAGGCGGGAAGCCUCGCCGCGAUGUGCUGGCAUCGCUCAAAAUGGCCUCUAUGGAGGAGAUCUCCAGGGCUUCUCUCCCCGCAGAGAUAAUGUCUUCGAUCCUCGACCAUCUCUCACCCGUCGACCUUAUUCGAGCGGCCCGAGCAUCGAAGCUCUUGCGCGAAAUGGCGUACGAUGAUUCCCGAUGGGUACAAAGGCUCAAGAGGAUAGGUUGCUGGGACGAAGUGGAGGCUCGCAAGAAUGCGGAAGAGAAAUUCGGAACAAUUGCAAAUAGGGCGAGCAUCGAGCUUCAAGAAUCCGGUGCCGCUCAGCAAGCGCUGGGUCAGCCAGCAAUCGAGGUGACUGCGGUCUCAGACGGGUUCGACAAGAUAAACCUUUCCGCAUCUGCAACCAACGAUGUUGAAGACUUGGAAACCGAUCCGGUUCUUGGGGCGCUGAAACUAUCAAAAUCUAUCCGGGGAGAGGCCCGGCAGGAAUAUGGAAAGAUACAUGCAGCACUGGCACCGUUUUACGACGAUAUCGCCACUCUUGGCCCUUCAUCGGAGAAUCUUCUCUUUCAGAACUAUACAGAGCCCAAACAACAGGCGCAAUUAUUAUUUGAAUUGCAGGCAUUUGCCAAAUGCGACACGACAGAAGGAUGCGAAAAGCGACAUGAGCACCUGCGAACCGCCGUGUCGAUGUUUGAAACGGCCGCAUUGAAGGAGUUCAGGCACGGCUAUGAGACUGAAGAUAUUGACGGCCGAAUGAAGACAUAUGCCCAUGUUCUAUAUACGUUGAAUGGCGGGAGCUCAGCUUCUGAGCUUUUUAUUCAGCACAAUCAUAUAGUCACGAAAAAGUCUGAGCUUGGUAAACCCAGCGACUGUAUUGAUGGAUUGGCUCAGAAGGUGAAGCUUCAUCAGACGCAGGUAUUCUUCACCCGAGUAAGUGUGGCUUUCAAUGAAGAGGUCUCAAUCAUCAACCGUGCCUUUCCACCAGCCCUACAAACAGCCGAGCCGUUUAUCGAGAAGGUGGGUCGUGAUGUGCUUUCCCCUUUUUUAACCGCGAUAUUUGAUGAACUGCAUCGCUCGAACAAGGAGUCGUACCUUGUCUCGGUCUCGAGUACUUUUGCACAGUGCAUGAAUUUAUGUGACAAUCUGCUACCCAUCCAAAACUCCCUCGAUACUUUUGACGAGCUCUUGCAUCGGACUAUUGCCCAGCUAUACGAACCGCACGUGGAUCUAUAUCUGGCUGAGGAGCUCGAUUUCUUCCGAACAGGCUCAGAAGCCUCUGUCGGGGAGUGGGAUAGACAGCUCUCUGAGCAAGCUGCCUCGACCGAAUCGUUCCUACUUUCCAACAUCAACAGACAAGCCGACAAGCGAGAUUUCCUGACCUCCUUUAAAAAGGUGAUCAUGGCGCCAGUAAACAUCCUUCCGAGCUUCUCAGCAAAGCCCAGCGAACAACAAAAGUCGGACCAUGAUUCUUCGGUCGGCGAAGCUGGCUCUACAUCCAGGACAAACCGAUUCUCUACGAUCUCUUCACCUGGCACUCCACCAAUCCAAGAAGCCCCUACUACUGAACUCGCGGCGAAGGCGGCCAUUAUGAAGUCCAAAAUGGAGGGCAUUCGAUCUUUGUUCAGUAUCGAAGUUGCUUUAGGGCUGGUUCAUGCGGCCAAGUCCAGCUUAGAGCGUGCGGCCCAAUUUCUAGUGAUCGGAGGUGAAACAGGCGCCGCGGUCAAACAGCAGUGCGAGGCAAUUUUUGUCGCUCUGUUGCGUAUUCUCGGCCACGGUCACCUCAUUAAAGGUUUCAACAAAGCAGUCGAUCAUCUCUCGGACUAUCGGCCUCGGGAGCAAGCCGACCGUGAUCAAUCUGGGGUUGAGCCGUUGGUGACUUUCCUUGAGCUUGUGAACGUCGGGGAUCUUAUUCUCCAGAUGAUUGACGUCUUCUACGAACAGGAGAUGAUUGGAUCAAACCUCACUGACCGGAAUGACUUUUUGGAUCCAGCGGUGAAGGAGAAGAAGAAGUUUGAGCAAAAUCUUGAUGAACGUGUCGCGGCUGGGUUGAACAAGGGUAUCGACGUUCUUAUGGAGGAAGUGGAUUACAUUCUUGCAACGAGACAGCUGGCAACCGACUUCAACCCAGGUGUCUCUACUGAUCCACACCGGAAAACCAUGGAUGUAAGCGUCACAGAAGCAGCAGCCGCUGUGGUCGACGUUGUUUCAUCACAUACACAAAUGCUCGUUGGGAGCACGGAUAAGAGUACCCUUGAUGUAUUCAACCAGGAAGUUGGUUUACGUCUCUUUACUGCUCUUUGUAAGCACUUGAAGCGUCAGCGGAUCAGUAUCGAAGGAUCCUUGAAGCUGAUCAGUGACAUGAACCACUACUUCAAGUUCAUCCAAAGGCUCAAAAACAACGAGCUACUCAUCUACUUCAAGGCCUUUCGAGAGCUGUCACAGAUCUACCUCAUCGACUCCUCCGAUGCUAAGGAGUUAGCCACCCUCAUUGCUGACGCAAGUCGGUUCUCCGGCAUUUGGCGAGUCGAAGAGGUGUACGAAUUUGCAGAGAGACGAGCAGAUUGGUUCCAAAUCAAGCCAGACGUUGAACGAGCCAUGUAUGGAGUUGGAUGCAGUGUUAUGUGA
Molecule: messenger RNA, 2643 nt
Organism: Aspergillus mulundensis
Lineage: Eukaryota; Fungi; Ascomycota; Eurotiomycetes; Eurotiales; Aspergillaceae
Product: exocyst complex component Sec10 family protein
Exons: 3
Coding region: 1-2643 (880 amino acids)
Biological process (GO): Golgi to plasma membrane transport; exocytosis
Cellular component (GO): exocyst; cytoplasm
Molecular function (GO): protein binding
Source: RefSeq, a predicted model, not a curated record